AUGUCAGUGAUCACAACGCCGAAGAAAAGUAGGCCACGUUCGAUUGCUGGAACUCCUCAAUCCGCUCAACCCACUCCGCGACGCGUCACUUCUGCCCCACUUCAGCCAUUUCCGCGCGAAGAACUUGAACCGCCUGACAUAUUUUGGGAUGAACCCGCUGGAAGCGAUGAUGGCGAGUUUAACGAGGCGCUGGACGUAGUCGCUAAACUCCACGCGAAGAAAGCACUUUCCCUUAAACGCGUGCUGGAACGGGCCCAUGCUUCAAAUCACGCCCAGCUACACGCCCUCCAGGCAGAAAUCCAGCUUCUUCGCGCCACUCAGCCUGCUCCAGUAAUGUCGUCUGAAGAGUGUGUUUGCAAAAAGGGCACCUAUUGGAGUGCUUAUGCACUCCCCGAUGACGAUGAAACAAGCACUGUGGCCGGUUUCUCUCCCUACACUAUCCGACGCCUCGGUCGGGCUGAACGCAGUCUUCUCCUCCGCACUAUUUUGGAUGCUUCCCUCCCAGGCGAUCUUCCCCUCCAAAUCCUCACUCUACAAAAGUACGCCAAACGUUCGCAUGAUAUCGUCGGUUCCCUUGCGCCCUCUGUGGCUUUGCAUGUCCUUCGUUUAAUUCCCGUCCCUCAUCUACUAUUGCGCUGCGCGGUCGUAAACCGUCGCUGGUCAGUCCUUACUCGACUCCCUGAGCUAUGGCGUUACCAUUGUCUACGUAUUACAAAGGGCGAUCCUCACCCGCCUACCCCUCCCGCAAAACCCGAAGGCUGGCUCCCUCUGUAUCGUGCCCUGGCUCGCCGUGAAGGCAACUUCCAGAGUGGAACACCGCAAGCUUUGCGUUUUUUGACACCUUGCCACACAAAUUUCGUCACGGUUCUCAUGCUCCGUGCGCGACGUCUAAUUAGUGGCUCCUAUGAUGGGACCAUCCGCUUCUACAACGUUGAUUCUGGCGAAAUGAUACGCUGUUUGGAAGUGGGAAAGCCGGUUAGUUGUGUUGACUAUCUUGCGGGUGAAGAGGUCUUCGUCGUUGGUUUCCAUGAUGUCGGACGAGUGCACCUCUUCUCGGCUAUUACCUACACGCCUCUGCAGCAACUUGCUGGACAUCUGAAUGGCAUUCGUGCUGUUGCAUUGAGCUCCAAGAAUCUAGUCAGUGCUGGAGCCGACAAGGAAAUAUGCUGGGAUUGGCGAACGGGGACCAAAAUAGUACGUUUUGGGCAACAGACUACCGUCAAUGUUGGCGUCCAAUUGGUUCAAGGCACGGACUUGUCCGAAGGCGAGCGCGUUGUGAGCAUCACUAUCGACGGCGUCGUCCGCGUUUUUUCCAUCAAACGACGAGAAAUGAUAUCUCAGUUCAAGUUGUCUGAACUGGGAGGCAACGAUCCUGUGCUUUCAACGAAGCUUUGGAACGUUGGCAAGGCUCCAGAUAACAUGCUUCAAUGGUUUGCUGCUAAAGGAACUCAGAUGACGUGUGCUACCAAGUCUGUCAUAAUGCAUCUGCAAUGGCAGGAGGGGGAUGAAAAGCCUGUUGAGAAUGGCACAGAUACCUUGGAUCUUUCCGACCUCGCCCUAACAUCACCAAUUCAGCCACCUGCUACCCGAGCCAGAACUCGAACAACCUCUACCCGUGGAUCGACUGUUUCGCGUGGUGGAGCACCCGCUACUUCUCCGCGAGGAUCUGUCGGUGUGGCAUCCCCUCGGUCUACUGGUCCGCCUUCAUCUCGAGGCGGUGCUUCUGUAACUUCUCCUCGUCCCUCUUUACUUCCCCAAAGCCCCACUCAUCGUAAACGCCUCAGCUCAAGCGCUAGUACGACAGAGGUUAACAAUGAACUUUCAACGGGCUCUAUAAUGACAACAUCCACCACUUCUUCCUCAUUUACAACUGCAACCCGGGCCCGGGCUACACCAACACCAUCAACUCGGGGUGCUACGCCUCAGCGUCGAACAUCUUUGCAACCCCCUCCAACUGCAAGUGAACGUAGGCUGAGCACAAGCAUGUCUAUUGCAUCCUCUUCGCGUCUCUCCGCAAGCACGGGUGGCCUCCCUUCGCCGCGGCCAAGCUUAAGUAUGAGCACGUCAACGAAAGAGAAGGCUCGAUUGAGCCUGAGCACUGCUGGAAGUGACACACCCACCACGCCAAGCACUCGAACGGGAACGCCCGUUUCUGCCUCGAGAACGAGAACCCCCGCAACAUCUAUCUCAGGAAUAGCGCCGAGCACAGGAACUGACACACUAUUUUCGGUUCGUUUUGGGCGAGCGGCGAUCUUAACUUCACCACCAAAAGUCGUUGGAUUAGUAGAGACUCCUGAUGUUGCUGUUGGUGCUGUAGAUGCGCGGAAAAGACGUGUUGUUACCGCUACUAGAUUCAGCUCUCGGGCAGGGGCAGACAGAAGGAUAUUUGUAUCGACCCAUGAAGACAAAGAGGGUGAAGCGGUUAAGACGAGCGAGUUGCGCGCCGGAACGCCGGUUGACAUCGAUUUGGCCGCAACACCGCUGAACGGCGUUUGGAGUGCCGUUGCAAGUCCGCCGUAUAGCGAUACCCGAGGCGUCAAAGGGACAUUUCCUCCGCCGAAGUUUGCUGGCCUUGCCACACCCGAGAAGAACCCAAUGUCCAUGGCACUAUCGCAUGAAGAAGUCGUGGUUGGUUGUGCGGAUGGAAGCAUUUAUAUCAUGAACUUUUCUGGCUACGAAUAUGAUAAGACGGGUAGUGUUGGGGACGGUGAAGGGCCUGGAGGGCUUGGCUAUCGAGAGAUGGAGGAUGUUGGGGGGGUCGAUGAAGAGACUGGAUUUGAUGAAGCCAUCUUAGGACGCAUUUAG
Mycena indigotica is the source of this 2805-nucleotide messenger RNA. Its product is annotated as WD-REPEATS-REGION domain-containing protein. The record is from RefSeq and is a predicted model, not a curated record. The transcript is spliced from 10 exons. Gene Ontology annotation, molecular function: protein binding. The coding region runs from base 1 to 2805 and encodes 934 amino acids. NCBI's taxonomy places the organism in Eukaryota, Fungi, Basidiomycota, Agaricomycetes, Agaricales, Mycenaceae.